This is a messenger RNA of Mytilus californianus (California mussel), 802 nucleotides long. Its product is annotated as neurogenic locus notch homolog protein 1-like. NCBI's taxonomy places the organism in Eukaryota, Metazoa, Mollusca, Bivalvia, Mytilida, Mytilidae. Gene Ontology annotation, cellular component: plasma membrane; protein-containing complex. The record is from RefSeq and is a predicted model, not a curated record. Gene Ontology annotation, molecular function: calcium ion binding. The transcript has 6 exons. Gene Ontology annotation, biological process: heterophilic cell-cell adhesion; establishment or maintenance of epithelial cell apical/basal polarity. Bases 59 to 802 code for a protein of 247 amino acids.
AAUGGGCAAGGAUUCAUACCCAUUGCUAAAACAGACUUUGGUAGAAAUAGUGUGGUAAAUGUUGAAAGUAUUCGUAAAAAUGAUUUAUAUGAAAAUACCUUUGAUUUUAUGUAGCAUUCCAACAAUGAUAUUUGGAUUUAAUAUCAUUGGAGGAAACUUUCAUAAAAAUAAGCAUAUGGACUCCCAUGUUAUAAUUGCAAAAGAUAAAAUUGGACCAAAAUUGUGUGUCAAAGAUUGUACUUUGUACAAAGGUUGUAAUGGUGUGAACUACAUAAGAGACGGACUAACUUGUGAGUUGCUGUCUAUCUCCUACCCAGAUGAUAAACUCGUAUACGGGAAUGGAAUAUAUUUUACAAAUAUUACCGAGUGGACGCAGGAGGUAAAUCGUUGCUAUCCAAACCCAUGCCAAGAAAAAACAUACUGUGUAGAAGCUUGCUACAACCAAUAUGUGUGUGUAACAUUUGAUGUACCAUGCGAUUCUUACCCAUGUAUAAACUCUGGAACAUGUCGUAAUGGAGUGAAUAGGUACACAUGUAUCUGUCCAAGUGGAUACUAUGGAACAACCUGUCAAUACACACCUUGCACUAAUAGACAAUGUAGCAAUGGCGGACACUGUAUAAUAUCCGGCUCCGGUUGGUACUGUUCCUGUCCGUCUGGUUACUACGGAACAUACUGUCAGUAUGAUCCCUGUUCAAUCGGUUGUAGUAAUGGAGGAAGCUGUGAAAUCGUUGGCUCUAGAGCUAAAUGCUGUGUGUCGUCCAUAUGGGGUUCAGACAAGUGCGGUUAUAGGUGUGAAACCUGA